Messenger RNA from Scylla paramamosain (green mud crab), 3774 nucleotides. RefSeq lists its product as uncharacterized. The transcript has 7 exons. Gene Ontology annotation, cellular component: membrane. The record is from RefSeq and is a predicted model, not a curated record. NCBI's taxonomy places the organism in Eukaryota, Metazoa, Arthropoda, Malacostraca, Decapoda, Portunidae. Bases 86 to 931 code for a protein of 281 amino acids.
GACCCUCAGUUCCCUGUGAGACUCAGUGAAGUGAGGGUGACAGGCCGUCGGUGCUGCUGGCUCGGGUGUUGAUCUCUCCACAAUAAUGCCUUGUUCGGCAAUCACGCUGUCCCUGGCGACGAUAUGCGCCGUGGUGUCUGUGGCGCUGCUGGCCAUCGCGUUCGGCACAGACAACUGGCAGUACAUCAACGUGAACAGGAUUGCGAUAGAGGGCUCCCUCUCCGUGUCCAACAUCUCGCCCCAGGAAUUUGAUGAGAGUGGCUUGUAUCGAGUGAGAACCAAGGGUCUCUUCAGAAUCUGCUACCCUGACACCCGGCCGAAGGGAGUGGAAUUGUACAUGUCUCCAGUGGAAACUUACUGCGAGAACAUUGACUACCACAUCUUCAACGAGGACUCUGACCCGACGCAGUUCAGUGAGGACGAGAUGGUCAGGCUCCAUAUGGCUCGCUCCAUGAUUGCCCUCUUCAUUGUGUCAUUUUUCUUUGUGUUUGUGGCCUUCUGGACUGGCGUGGCUGGCUGCUGGCGCCGUUCUCCUGGGAACAUUGCCUCCACUGCCAUCUUGAUGCUCCUUGCCUGUCUGUUCUCUGCUGGCGGUAUGGGUCUGUGGCAUGGCGUGGAGUACUAUGAGGAGGAGAAGCUGAAGACUGACCCCUGGAAGGCUUCUUGGGAUGAGCUGCUGAGUGAAAACACCAAGGUCAUGUACGACUGGUCCUAUUUCAUCGCCUGGAUCGGGGUGGGCUGGACACUCAUCUCUGCCCUGCUGUUCUCCGGCGCCUCCGUGUGUCUGCGGAGCGAGCGGGAGCGUGAGGAUGCUAAGAACAUGGCCUACCUCAUGCCUGUGUACCCACAGAAGCAGCAGUACCCCUCCUACGGCUAUGGCUACCCCGGCCCCUACCACUACGGCUCCCAGUACGGCCCUUACAAUUACUAGUGACUUGUCCUCGCCACACUGGGCCAUGCGCCACAACACCCUGAAGUCUCCAGGGUGAGGCUCUGACCACUACCACCACUGUGAGGGUUACAACACGUAUUCCACCACCAAUAAGAGCAUGACAGACCAGCAGUAAUUUGUAGCAGUAAUGUGUAGAUUACUACACAUCAAAGGAAGGGUAGUUGGUUGCCUUGCCUGUGUAAUAAUCCCAGGAAGGCUGCCACACUUCACUCAAAGUAAUCAGGAGACUUCUCACCAUCUGAAGCAAAGUUACCUCACACUCACCACUACCAUUAUGAGACUUGCCACCACCAGGAGGGUUGCAGCACUCACCACCACUGGAAAGCCUUGCCACACAUUCUCCUGACACCACCACCAGAAGGAAGGGUUGCCACACACCAUCACAACAAGGUUGUGUCACACCACCAGGAUAUGACACACAAGGCCACCCCAUUCCGCCCAUCAGCAGGCUGUUGUCACCCAUCACUCGGCCAAACCUAAGAAAGGUUACCACGGUGGCAGAGAGUUAGCAGUGGUGGAACCUUUAUUGCUAUGCUUGGUAUGGCCACAAUGGCUGGCCAUCACUGCAACAGUGCACUCACAGGCUGAGGCACAAAGAGCCGGGAUGCAGUGCAUUACUGCAGCUCCAUUGAAUAUGCAAUAGUUAUUAGGACUUUUAAAAAAAUUGGUGUAGGCUGAUUAACUAAAUUAAGGGGAGGGAGGGCCAUUACUCACUAGGAUCAGUAAAACAAUUGCUGUAGACAAAGUAAGUGAAGUAUGGGGAAGGGAGGGUCAUUAUAUGUUAAGUCACAUGAAAGGGAUAUAAAGUAUUUGUAAAUAGGACAUUAUUGUUUUCAACAAUACUCACACUUGUUGACAAUCAGGGCAGAACCCAAGAGAUGCAUCUGGGACAUUCAGGGGCGCCUGUCAUCUGUCAUGAUGACGUUCGCUCACCACGCCUCCCUGAGGAAGAUGAUGGAGGGGUCAGGGUCUGUGAUGGCAGAACACUGCUGCUACUGCCGUUCAUGAACCCUGCACCUCUGUUGUUGUUUUUGUUUAGGAUACAAUGUGUUUGUUGUGCUUCAUCCAUUCAACGCUGCCCUCUGUCUCAUCAUGGCUUAAACAGCAUCUUUUUUACCAGUGACAGUUUUCUUUUAAAAUGUUCAAGACUUUUCCCUUUGCAUCCAUGACUGUCCUUCACUUGAGCAUUUCAGCCAUGGUAAGAGGAAGACAGCAGCUCUGGGUGGGUUAAGUCCACAUCAGUAAACAAGGUUACUUGGUAUUUUCUACAAAAGAACAUUUCCCAGUAUUUCUUCUAAUUAGCUCUCCUCUGCCUCACUGUCUGUCCUCACUCUCUUUUUUUGCAGCGCUGUGCUGUAAUUGUGGACAUUAGGGACUCCCUUACCUCCUUAAACUACUUAGUGAGGUUGAACUGAUACAUGCAAGUAUAAUGCUUGUUUUAUAAUGCCGUGUAACAUAGUUCUCACUCGUGUAUCGAUAUUCAACGUCUCAACAAAACACUCCAUCGCUCAAGACUUUUCACACUUUUAUAUUUUUGUAUAAUGUAAUUUUGUAAUUAUAUUAUAUUACCGCGAGACUUGGCGAACCACACCGUGAAAGACGUUUAUACUGGUUGUACGUUUCAGAAGCUGGCCUGUACAUACUGCAUUAGACCUAGCCUCUUAUUUAUUAGGUUAUGUUGUAUACUAAUCUCCCUCUGGAAUGUUUGUUUUCAUAUGUGACAUGUUGAGAAUGUUGUCAUCACUCUGAGGAUGAGUGUGUCUGACGCUGCCUCAGUGGGGAGAGGGAGUGUGUGUCUGCCAACCUGCACACACCCCUGCCAACACACCCACCAAUCACAUCGCAGCAUCUUCUUGGCACAAUAUUAUACAGUUAAUAAUUAAAAUGAACACAGUUUGUCUACCAAGCUAACAUAGCCCUUAAAGGUGGACAGCCAUCUUGUUGCAGGAACAGACCCUUCAUUCUGUUCCUUACAACUGCAUUUCCACAAAAUAUGCACAUUACAGAUGCAGUGCUCUUCCAAUCUUGUGUGUGGCUGGGCCAUGUCCCCUCUAUUAUAAACAAACUGAAAGUGUCUCCAGAAAUUUUGUUACAACUGAAUUUACAAAAAAUAUUAUUUAUGCUGAAAAAAAAAAAAAAAAGACUGCUCCAUUUCAUGACAUGUAAGGGGCAGGCUGAGAUCUUGCAAACCUUUAUCUAAAGGCAAACAGAAGUUUCUGAAGUACCAUCAGCAUACAAUUACUAACUGGACACAGGUUGGAAAUUCUUCACUGUGAAUGGUGUCACAUCCUUAAUAUAGUUAAUUAUCAUAGCUGAUGAAAAGUGACUAAUUACUUGCACCCCACUCUAAAGGUCUACAUUGACUGAACUAUUAAUGAAGUAACCAUCAGUGCAUCUAAAGCACUUGGUUAAAAUAUACAUCACAGUAGUUAAGCACUGGCAGAUCCUACCACUUGGUUUAUGAGUGUCAGUUUGCACUGUCAUUUGAAGACAACCACUACAAAGCAUUAAUCACUACAUGACUCAGUGUCCCAUCAAGGAUAACACCCUACUGUGAUGAAAUGACAAGAUUUUUCAUUUCAGUUUAUUAUUUCAGGUAACAGAUCUGUGCCUUAAAGUACUGUAUAGACUUUCUUUAAUAGUGUGGGAAUGUAUACAAUUCAGCAAGCUCAAUAAUAAAUGUGCCUUCUGCUAUUGUUAAGAGCAGACAGUGACUGAAAGCUUUGGAAGAUUUAUGGUUCACUUAAGCAAGGAUGACGCCUCCCUGCUGAGCCUGUAACAAAUAUGUUCCAUGUAUGCAUAUGAAAUAAAUGUUUUGUAUA